Molecule: messenger RNA, 1314 nt
Organism: Closterium sp. NIES-67
Lineage: Eukaryota; Viridiplantae; Streptophyta; Zygnematophyceae; Desmidiales; Closteriaceae
Source: the annotation of a GenBank genome assembly
GUCCUUAGAAGUUCCACAUCACCUUUCGUUGCACGUACCAGUCUCGCCCGUCUCCUGCUCUCUCCGCCGUGCGCUGUCCCACGGAUUUCUCGCCGCCGACUACUCGUUCCCCCUUCGCGCCCAGCCACCUUCUUGCGCUCGCCUCGCCUGCCUCUUGCGCCUGACUCCUUGCGGAAAGAAGGAGGCUCCGCACUAGCGCCUCGGCCUCAAGGCGCUGCUGCCUUGCGGGGACCCGCCCGCCCGCCCGCCUGCCCGCCAGCGAUGGUUCGAUACGCGCAGCUGGUGAUCGGGCCGGCGGGCAGCGGCAAGUCGACGUACUGUGCGACGGUGCAGCAGCACUGCCAGAGCGUGGGGCGCACUGCACACGUGGUCAACCUCGACCCUGCGGCUGAGGAGUUCAAAUACGAGGUGGCCGUGGAUGUGCGGGAGCUGGUGGCAUUGGAGGAUGUGAUGGAGGAGCUCAAGCUGGGGCCCAAUGGGGGGCUCAUAUACGCCAUGGAAUACCUGGAGGAGUCCCUGGACGACUGGUUGAAGCAGCAGCUGGACGACUUCCACGACGACGACUACCUCGUCUUCGACUGCCCUGGGCAGAUCGAGCUGUACUCGCACGUGCCGGUGCUGCGCACGUUCGUGGACCAGCUCAAGCGCUGGGACUUCCAGAUCUGCGCCGUCUACCUCAUCGACUCCCAGUUCAUCUGUGACGAUGCCAAGUUCAUAGCGGGCAUGCUGGCGUCGCUGUCCGCCAUGGUGCAGCUGGAGCUGCCGCAUGUCAACGUGCUCACCAAGGUCGACCUGCUGCAAGAUAAACGUGCCAUCGAAAAGUACCUAGAGCCAGAGGCGGCCAUGCUGCUGUCGGACCUGGAUCGCUCCAUGCCGCCCCGCUUUGCCCGCCUCAACCAAGCCAUUGCCCAGCUGGUGGAUGACUACAGCCUUGUCAACUUCCUCCCUCUCGACAUAUCAGACGAGGACAGCAUCCAGUACGUGCUAUCGCAGGUGGACAACGCCAUACAGUACGGCGAGGAUGCCGAUGUCAAGAUCAAAGACGAGCCGGAGGAGGAGUGGGAGGGGGAGUGAGGGCACGGUGCAAGUGCCACAACGGGAUCUGACUGGGGCCAGGGGACUGUGUGCCUGCCUGGCACGGUGGCCAGGGCACCAAGUGUGUUCGGUUUUCUUGCACACUCCAGGUCAGCUCCAAUGCCUCACAAUUUCCAAGCUCCUGGGGUAUCACUGGUGGCUCUGGACAGGCAGCGGAGUGGGCGGCAGAGGGGGCAGCAGAUGAAGCAGCAGCGGGACCAGCCGAUGGGGCAGCGGGAC